This is a messenger RNA of Condylura cristata (star-nosed mole), 900 nucleotides long. Its product is annotated as glutathione S-transferase Mu 4-like. Gene Ontology annotation, molecular function: glutathione transferase activity. The transcript is spliced from 5 exons. The annotation marks the transcript as partial. NCBI's taxonomy places the organism in Eukaryota, Metazoa, Chordata, Mammalia, Eulipotyphla, Talpidae. The record is from RefSeq and is a predicted model, not a curated record. Gene Ontology annotation, biological process: glutathione metabolic process.
GCUCACGCCAUCCGCCUGCUCCUGGAAUACACAGACUCCAAGUAUGAGGAGAAGAAGUACAGCAUGGGCGACGCUCCUGACUAUGACAGAAGCCAGUGGCUGAAUGAAAAGUUCAAGCUGGGCCUGGACUUCCCCAAUGAGAAACUAAAGCCCGAAUUCCUGGAGGGUCUUCCUGAAAAGUUGAAGCAUUUGUCACUGUUUCUGGGGGAGAGGCCUUGGUUUGCAGGGGACAAGGUCACCUAUGUGGACUUCCUGGCCUAUGAUGUCCUUGAUGUGCAUCGCAUAUUCGAGCCCUCGUGUCUGGACGCCUUCCCCAGCCUCAAGGACUUCAUGGCCCGGUUUGAGGACCUGCAGAGCAUCUCCGCCUACAUGAAGUCCAGCCGCUUCCUCCCAGGUCCUCUGUUUUCAAAGAUGGCCUCAUGGGGCAGCAAAUAGGCCAGCAAGGCUGGGGGUGGAUGGAAGGAGCCGGUUACCUGUGUGCCAAGACAGUGCGCCCACCUGUGCCCUCUUGCACCCUGAGAGUUACCGCUCUUACUUUUCCUAGUCUUACUUCCUCACACACUUCCUCAGCCUUCGGAGCCCAGCCAGAAUUUUCAAAGCUCUCCAAAAUCCCACUUCUUAAGUGCCAGCCCCGUCUCCUUCCUCCAGCUGCUCCCCACGCUCAGCCAACCAGGUGUCGUCCCCUCGGGGUCAAGGUAGCCACGGCUGCCCCUGUGAGCGGGGAGUGCAGAACACCCAGCAGCUUUUCCACUCCAGCAAGCAGCAAAAUCAAAGCAGCAGACUCAUCCCGGGCCGCAGGCCUGGGAAAGCAGCAGAAUCCAAGCAGACCUGGAGACUCCUGUGUCACUGCCUGAUCCCCAGUAAAGGCUUAAUCGCACCUGCUCUGUCUUGUCUGUUCCC